This is a messenger RNA of Zonotrichia albicollis (white-throated sparrow), 6211 nucleotides long. The record is from RefSeq and is a predicted model, not a curated record. NCBI's taxonomy places the organism in Eukaryota, Metazoa, Chordata, Aves, Passeriformes, Passerellidae.
UUCCCGGCUGACAAGGUAGCAGAACAGUGAACAAAAGUGCCUUGAAGCUCGGCGGGGAGGAGAAGGAGGCGCUGGGCUCGGUGGAGAGGGGACACCUGCGAGGACAGCGCGCACUUUGCAGCAAGCUCAGCCUGCAGGAUGACAGAAUGGGACACAAACCUCCCAAGCAUCGAGAGGAAGCUGGGACUGCAGAUAUGGGGCAUAGAGAACAUGAAGAUGGUUCCUGUACCUGAAAAAGCUUAUGGGACUUUUUUUGAAGGAGACUGUUACAUCAUUUUGCAUACCAAAAGGAGCUCCCGUGGCACCGCUGUGGAUCUGCACUACUGGAUUGGCCAGGACUCCUCGCAGGACGAGCAGGGCGCUGCAGCCGUGUACGUGACGCAGCUGGACGCGGCGCUCGGGGGCAGCCCCGUGCAGCACCGCGAGGUGCAGGGACACGAGUCCGAGACCUUCCAGAGCUACUUCCGACACGGCAUCAUCUACAAGAAAGGAGGAGUGGCUUCAGGAUUUAAGCAUGUGGAGACCAACAUGUACAACAUCAAGCGUCUCCUUCACGUCAAGGGCAAGAAGCACGUGUCAGCCACAGAGGUAGCGCUCUCCUGGGACAGCUUCAACAAGGGAGAUGUGUUCUUGCUGGACCUUGGUAAAGUGCUGAUCCAGUGGAAUGGACCCAGCUGCAGCAUUGCUGAGAAAUCCAGGGGUCUUGCUCUGGCUCGGAGCAUCAGGGACAGCGAGAGGGGCGGCCGUGCUCAGAUUGGCAUCAUUGACAACGAGAGGGACUCGCCAGACCUGAUGCAGAUCAUGAGGAUGGUGCUGGGCGAGAGGCGCGGGGAGCUCCGCGACGCCGUCCCCGACACCAAAGCCGACGAGCUGCAGAAAGCCAACGUCAGGCUCUACCAUGUCUAUGAGAAGGACAAUGACCUGGUGGUGCAGGAGAUCGCCACCCGGCCCCUGACACAGGAUCUGCUGCAGCACGAGGACUGCUACAUUUUAGACCAAGGUGGCUUCAAAAUUUAUGUCUGGAGAGGAAAAGCCUCCAGCCCAGAAGAGAAAAAAGCAGCAUUCACUCGAGCUGUGGGUUUUAUCCAAGCCAAAGGCUAUCCUUCAUCCACCAACGUGGAGGUGAUCAAUGACGGAGCAGAGUCAGCCAUGUUCAAACAGCUCUUCCAGAGGUGGACAGAAAAGAAUGAAACACAAGGGCUGGGCAAGGUCUACACUACAGGCAAAAUUGCCAAGGUGGAGCAGGUGAAGUUUGACACCACCCAGCUCCAUGCCAGGCCUGAGCUCGCGGCUGAGCAGAGGAUGGUCGAUGAUGCCUCCGGGGAGAUCGAGGUGUGGAGGAUUGAGAACUUGGAAAUGCAGCCAGUGAAUCCCAAGAUGUAUGGGCAGUUCUAUGGGGGUGAUUGCUACCUGGUCCUGUACACCUACCUGAGGUCAGGCAGACCCCACUACAUUAUCUACAUGUGGCAGGGCCGCCAUGCCUCCGUGGAUGAGAUCACUGCCUGUGCCCUCAAUGCCAUCGAGCUGGACAGGAAAUACGGGGACGAGGCCGUGCAGGUGCGGGUGACCAUGGGCAAGGAGCCCAGGCACUUCCUGGCCAUCUUCAAGGGCAAGCUGGUCAUCUACGAGGGCGGCACCAGCCGGGCUCAGCAGAGCAGCCCCGAGCCGGCAAUCCGCCUCUUCCAGGUGAGGGGCACGGAUGAGGUGAACACCAAGGCCACAGAGGUGCCAGCCCGAGCCUCCUCCCUCAACUCCAACGAUGUCUUCCUGCUGAGCACCAGCCAGGUCUGCUACCUGUGGUGUGGGAAGGGAUGCAGCGGAGAUGAGCGGGAGAUGGCAAAAAUGGUGGCUGACAUCGUUUCCAGACGGGACAAACACACCAUCCUGGAAGGACAGGAGCCUGCAGAGUUCUGGGAAGCUCUGGGAGGCAAAGCACCUUAUGCCAGUGAAAAGAGGUUCCAGGAGCAGGUCACACACUACCAGCCUCGCCUCUUUGAGUGCUCCAACCAGACGGGUCGGUUCAUCAUGACGGAGGUGGUCGGGUUCUGCCAGGAGGACCUGGAUGAAGAUGAUGUCAUGCUGCUGGACACAUGGGAAGAGAUUUUCCUUUGGGUUGGCAAAGCCUCCAACGCACAGGAGAGGAACGAGGCCAUUGCCUCAGCCAAGGAGUAUCUCAAGACCCAUCCAGCUGGGAGGGACCUGGCAACUCCCAUCAUCCUGGUGAAGCAGGGCUAUGAACCCCUCAACUUCACAGGGUGGUUCAACGCCUGGGACCCCUACAAAUGGAGUGAUGGCAAAUCCUAUGAGGAAAUGAAGAACAGCUUGGGAGAUGUGUCAGCCAUAUCGGAGAUCAAAGUGAAUGAGACUGCUGACCUGAACAACCUCAGCCUGAACAAGAGAACGCUCAGCACCACCAACCUGGCUGGUUCAGCUGCAGCCAAUGCCUCCUCGGAGUACAAAUCUCACUUCAGCCACAGUGACAGCAACAGCAACAGCUACAGCAACAACUACAACAGCAACAGCAACAACUACAACAGCAACAACAGCCACAGCAGCCCUGCCAUGGUGCCCAAUGGGGAAGGGAUUUACUCCCGAGAGGUGCUGAUGCACAGAACCGUGGAUGAGCUUCCCGAAGGCGUGGAUCCCACUAAAAAAGAGUGCUAUCUCUCCGAUGCCGAUUUCCAUGAUAUCUUCGGGAAGUCCAAGGACGAGUUCUACCAGAUGCCCAAAUGGAAGCAGCAGAAUGAGAAGAAGCAAUUUGGACUCUUCUGAGACUGCAGGGGGCAUCUGAUGACUCUGGGACCAGCCCCUGCUCCCUUAGGAGCUGCAGGAAAGAAGUGCAGGCAGUUCCUCAGUGAUCCCAACCCAGCUCCCCAGUCCAGCUCAGUUAUUCCAGCAGCCACUGUUCAGGGGAUGGCUUCUUUCUCCCUGCAGACCCAGAACCCCAGGAGGAAAAACCUUUUUCAAGAACAGCUUCUUGACAAGAUGUUUUUUGCCUCUUCCUGACACUUUAUUGCUGAUAGCCAUGAAGACAAGUGUGUGCCACACAACUGCAUUGUAGCCUCAUCUUUCCUCUCCCUUUUGCAAAUUGCCACAUGCACUAGGCCAUGAUCUUCCUUCAUUUGUAGAAGUUUAAAAUUAGUCAAGACAAAGGCCAUUUGCAGCUGCUGUGUGAGUUCUGGGUGGGGAGAGGAGGCGGAAGCCCUCAGAGGAUGGAGGGGGAGCCUUGAGGUCAGGAACAAGCCAGAUGCCUGAUGAGGUACUCUGUGAGUGACACCAGACAUUUCUGCCCCUUCUCACAAAAAACAGCAGGAAUUAGUUCCAGAUUAACAUGCAUAGCCCAGGCAGGUAAAACACAUGAGAACCUGGUUUGGGGGAAAAAAAGCACAUAUUGUGAGUAUAUUUAUUAGCUGAUGUUUCCAGAGGAUGAUGACACUGAAGGCUAGACACAAAUAUUGAUUUUUGACUGCCAUACAAGACUCUGUUUUUUUCCUCAUUUGACAGCAAUCUGCAAUCUCACCUGGCCUCCCUGACUGUGGCCAGGUGAAUGUCAGAGUCCACCUGGCCACAGAGCAGAGGCUUGAGGAAGCCAGGAGGGGUUUGGGUGUGACCUGAGGCAGAGGGUGUCCUACUGAAGCUUUUAUCAGGCUCCAUCCCUGUGAUGUCCAUGAGAGUGCUGGUUCCACACUGUGGGAUCAGUCUGGCUGGGGAGGGCAGUGGGAAAUGUGUGCAAUCAGUGACUACAGGAUAAAACUGUAAACUAAAGGAAGAAACACCACCUUAAAAACUCAGACAAUGUGGGUUUGCAGCUUUACUCCAUUUCCAACCUGAUCAGUGAUUCCAAAUAAACAUCCAGCAGCAGCCCUGUAAGUGUCUGUGAUCAGCAUGGGGGGUUAGGAUGGCAGCAGAUAAAAGCUCUGCAGGGCCACAGAUCCUUCAAACACCUGGUCAUCAAUGGAAUUUUGGAUUUUUUUGAAAAGAAAAAACUGAGGAGGUGGAGCCCCUUCUGUCUCCAAGCUCCAAGUAGCUCAGGCCAUUUGUCCCCCAUGCCCAUGUACCCUGCUCCUGAAGCCCCCACUGGCAGUGAGCAGCAGUACCUGGCCUGACUGCCCUGCCCUGCUGCAGGGAUGUGGGAUGGAGGUGGGGAGCUCCAGGCUGUGGAUUGAGGGGCAAAGAGCUUUCAUUAACAUCCAGGACCACAUCAUGGUGCAGAAGUGUCAAAGAGCUCUCACUCAACAUUCAGGACCACAUCAUUCUGCAGAAGUGUCAGAAUCUGGCUGGGCUGGAGAACUUUGUGUUUAAGAAUUGGUAGUUAACUCAAAUAAACCCCAACCCCAUUGUUAUGUCUCUGUUCCUACCACCACUUCAUCCCAUUUCUGCUUGAGGGCACAGCCCAAAACCCUCUGGAACUCCCUGUGCAGAGUAAGUUAAGCAUCAAGCAGAGACACAAAUCAGCUGAAUUACCUGUGUGAUUGCUCCUGUUGUGUUCACAAGAGAUGCAAUCAGUGCACAUUACCCACAUUUCAACCUCUGUUGGCCCUGCUGGAAUCAGCAAUAUUUGCCUUGCCUUGCUGAGGAGUGCUGCUGCCAGCUCCCAAAUUGAAGAAUUGCAUGUGCUCCUCAGUAAGAUGCAGGAAUGCCACCUACCUGUGGGCCUGACCAGCUCCACACAGUCAGAUGAAGACCAGCCAAAAUACAGUCAGAUUAUAGAGAUUAGGCCAGUUUGCCACAAAUUGCUUAAAUUCCUGUGGCCACCAUGCUCACCAGCAUGAGUGGAGUGCUCCUGCCAGCACUCAGGAACCAGCCUGGGAUUUCACAGACCACAGAGCUUUCUGAUACCUGAUCUGAUGAAAACUGCUGCUGCUGCACUCCUCAUGGGGGAGUUGCUUUUACUCCCUACCUCUGAUUGCUGAAAGAUCCUCUCCCACUCCUCCCUUUGGUGCCUUUUGCUGUGAUGUCAGUGGCCAUGUCCUGUUUCUGCAGCUCUUCCCUCUUGUGGGGCUCCAGCACUUCCUGAUCUGUUCAGAGAUAAGCUCAAGUGGUAACAACAUGGGCAUGUCCCUUCCUUUGGGGAGAGAGACCUUGCAGCAUUGUCAUCAUGCUCUGCCCACCCCAUCUCCAUCUCAGCUUCUUUCCUACCUGGCUCUAGCAGCUUUCCCCAGCUGUUCCUAUUUGAUAAAGGAUGUUUUUUCAUCCCAUGGAUCUUGCCUACCUCUAAAUGCAAAACAAGCAGGGGAAACCUCAGCUUCUCUGUGCAAUCCAUCCAAGCCCACCCUGACCCUGGCCACCUGGUCUCCCACUUCUCUGGUGCUGGCCACAGCAGGCUUUAGCUCAAUAAUCCAACUGAAAUCUAACCUUGCCACCCAAAAAAUGCAAAUAAUAAGUUCACAGCCAACCCAGCAGGCUGAGCUGACCUCACAGAGGAACAGAAUCACAGAAUGGUUUGCAUUGGGAGGGACCUUAAAGAUCAUCCAGUUCCAACCUCCUGCCAUGGACAGGGACACCUUCCACUGUCCCAGGCUGCUCAGAGCCCCAGAAGUGGUCUUGAACAUUCCCAUCGAUGGGGCAUCCACAGCUUCUCUGGGAAACCUCUUCCAGUGCCUCACUGCCCUCACAGGGAAGAAUUUCUUUCUAAUUUGCCCUACAAGAGCUGGUGUUGGUGCAAGUGAGGGGGCAGGAGCAUUUCUUACCACUUUCACCUCUGAUUUUCAUCCCAUGGCUCCCUAAAACAAAGUGCUGAGAGAGCAGAGACCAAACUCAGGCUGUCCCUGGGUGGGAAUCCAGGAUGUUCCAUCCCUGGCCUUCAAAUGUGUCCCCAGCAAUGUGCCCCAUCCCAUUGGUGACCUGGAGAGACUGUGUCACUGCUCUGCCUCACUGGCCACUCCUGAGCUCUUCCAGCUGGCUGGUGGUUAAUGCAAUAUCAGCCCUUGAGGUGUGGGUUUAAUUCACAUUUAAUCUGGCAAUGGUUUACAACAUCACACAGUAUUGUAGUCAAGAGGAAAAAUCAAUGUGUCCAAUGUUUACUGCAGCAUAACAAACUCCAGGGAGGGCGAAAGAAUCCCAGCUUUGCAGAGGGCCUAAAAAUCACUAAAUCCAGGCUGUUUUGGACUAAAAAAUAAGAUGACCAGAGUAUGUUUAAAAGGACAAUAACAUCUUUGGUAUCAUCUUCACCACCAGGGAUCAGAAUCCCCAGGAAUCCUGAUAAUUUAAG